AUGUACGCCACUCAACGCACCUCCAAACAACCAUUUUCUGUUCCCCUCAUUCUCCUUUUUGCCGCCUGCGCGCUUCUCGCAUGUAUUCCUGGACAUCGCAACCCGACAAAGGUCUUCCUUCUCGUGACACUAUCUGCCAUCGCUUUCUACGUUAUUAGUCAAACCAACACGGGAGACCCAAUCAUAGACCUUGGACUGGGCUCUGCAAUACUCAUUCAAGUUGCCAACGCGCUCGAUUCACUGUACCUCACCGACCCUGACACGCUCGUCAACUUUGAGCAACCGGAAUCGGGAGGGCGUAUCACACAAAAGCCGCUCAAAGAACGCAUAAGGUGGGCGUUCUACCUGUAUACCAACAUACGGGGCAUCGGGUGGGCACACGAGCCUGCUUUCCUCCAUCCCGCACCAUCACGAAGCACACCGAUCCGCGCAUUUGUGAUCAGACGUCUAUUCUACGCCUUGCUCUGCGCUGCGGUAGAGUUCAUAUCGUACGUGCUCCUCGCAUCCAACCCUGCACUUAAUACGCCAGGGAAAGUCGCGUUUUCUGCCGCGCCGUUCCACUGGCGUGUAAUGGGCACGCUUGCAUUUGGAGGGGCCUCUUCGUCGAGGAUAUUUUGCGUGAGCUGCGUGGUUUCUGCCGUGGUAGUUGGACUGGGGUUCUCUACACCAGAGCGUUGGCCGAGCUUGUUCGGUUCACCCUUCCAAGCGUGGAGUGUGCGCCAAUUUUGGAGUAUGGCAUCAGAUGCUGAGAAAGGCACUUCCAAACCCACUUCCUCGCCCUCAUCUAAUUCCCCUCUGCAGACCCUCUCCAAGCUACUCCUCGUGCCAAUGGCCUUUGUCUUCUCCGGCAUUCUACACAUUGGGGGCGAGUGGAUGCUGCUCGGCUACCCAGGGUACGGCACGCUCACUUUCUUCUGCCUGCAAGGCUUGGGUGUCAGUAUAGAAGUUAUUGCUGAGAAGGUGUGGAUGCGGGUGUACGUGGGUGGGGCGAAGGAUAGUCAAAAGUCAAAGGUAGAUAAGCGAGCGGACCCAGUUAGAAAUGGGAGCGCAAGAAAUGGCAAGGCUAUCAACGGCGUGAACGGCAACGGCAACGGCAAGGAACAUACCAACGGCUUUAAAGAUCACCCUGCCCAGGGGGACCCGGCUCCCGCGCUUUGGCUGCGCGUCAUAGGCUUCCUAUGGACGCUCACCGUGUUCUCGUAUUCGGUGCCGUAUAUGAUCGACCCCCUUCUUGCGUUCGAUAUGUUUGUCGAUCCGCGGUUCGACUUGGGUAUGCUCGUGCGUGGACGGUAA
This is a messenger RNA of Psilocybe cubensis, 1293 nucleotides long. RefSeq lists its product as uncharacterized. Lineage: Eukaryota; Fungi; Basidiomycota; Agaricomycetes; Agaricales; Agrocybaceae. The coding region runs from base 1 to 1293 and encodes 430 amino acids. The record is from RefSeq and is a predicted model, not a curated record. The transcript has 3 exons. Gene Ontology annotation, biological process: lipid metabolic process.